This is a messenger RNA of Aspergillus ochraceoroseus IBT 24754, 651 nucleotides long. RefSeq names its product putative histone h1.3. The transcript has 3 exons. The record is from RefSeq and is a predicted model, not a curated record. Bases 1 to 651 code for a protein of 216 amino acids. Lineage: Eukaryota; Fungi; Ascomycota; Eurotiomycetes; Eurotiales; Aspergillaceae.
AUGUCCACUACAUCCGGAGUCAAGGGCAAACAAAACGAGAGCCUUCUGGGCCUCAGCCUAAGUGAAGCCAGAAUUAUUCUUCUGGGCAUGCUUUGCACAGAUAGCUCAGGCAAGGUCGACUUCGAAAAACUUGCCGUGAAAGGCUCCUACAAGAACGCUUCUUCCUCCGGCAGCUCUUACCACCAGGCGAGACGCAAGUUCUUCAAUAUCAACGGCGACCCCCAAAGCCAGGGUGGAGGCACAAGCACCGCUGCCGCUUCUCCCGGGACCCAGAAACCAAAGAGCAGGACUCCCAAGCAGUCACCCGUCAAGAGAAAGAGAGAAGCAGCAGCAGCAGCAGCCGCCGCCGCCGCCGCUCCAGCGGACUCAGACAAUGCAAAUCCCGAUGGCGUUGUGCCUUCUACUCCAAAACCCAAGCGUCAGUGCAAGACGUCGCCGAAGAAGAAAGAAGUUGCUCCAAAGGGCGAGUCCGACGAGGCAGAUAUCGAGAGCGAUGCUAAGAUUGGCGGUGGCGGCGCAGAUCCCCAUCUCGUGAAUGUCAGAACUGGAGACGACGAGCCGUUUCUGGGAGAGAGACUUGACGUCGAGGCCGAAUUCAUGGCUAUGGAGAGUACCGACGAGGUGCCCGUGAAAGGAGAAGAGGGGCUCUGA